AUGCUGCACAUCAAUGAGGUAUUGACAUUGAUGAUGGUGCGACAAAGCACUAAUGGUGAUAAUUUUUAUCAACACUGUGUCAUCACUGAUGUGUCCUUUGGCCAAAGCCUAGUGAGUAUAUAUGAGACAUUAGAGAAAAAGGCCAAUGAUGGAGGUGCAAGAAGGGGAGGCAAGCGAAGAAGAAUGGUCGUAGAGGAGUUUGAUGGUGUCCUUGUUGAUUAUUGGUUUGAUGAAGGGAUGAUGCAGUAUAUGAGGGGGGAAAUGCCCAAAUAUGGCAACAGUUGGGCAAAGGUGAAAAAGGCAUGGAACAUUGAGUCAUUGGCUCAAUUUAGCCUUAAUGAACCAGUCGACCAACUUUAUUGCGUGGUUAUUGCUAAUGAAAUCUUGUUCGCUGGGGCACAAAACAUCAAGACUAUUGCAAAAUGCCUAGCUGAUGAACUUAUUAAUGCUGCAAAGGGUUCCUCUAAUAGCUAUGCCAUCAAACAGAAGGAUGUAAUCGUGAGAGUUGCCAAGGCCAACCGUUGA
Messenger RNA from Pistacia vera, 525 nucleotides. Its product is annotated as 40S ribosomal protein S5-like. The transcript has 4 exons. Bases 1 to 525 code for a protein of 174 amino acids. Gene Ontology annotation, biological process: translation; ribosomal small subunit assembly. Gene Ontology annotation, molecular function: mRNA binding; structural constituent of ribosome; rRNA binding. Gene Ontology annotation, cellular component: cytosolic small ribosomal subunit; ribosome. The record is from RefSeq and is a predicted model, not a curated record. Lineage: Eukaryota; Viridiplantae; Streptophyta; Magnoliopsida; Sapindales; Anacardiaceae.